UAAACUCAAAACACGGCAUUGCAUGGCUGUCGUAUCUAUAGGAUGUAGUCAAAUGAAGCGCAAACAUAGAAAAUUAAACUUAUAAAAUAUGUAAUAUCCGACAUAUGACAGUAAUUUAUAAAGAGGUGCCGACUUGUGUGGCAGUUUGAGCCCCUGAGCCCAAUUCAGAGAGCAAAGAGGACGCAGAGGAGGUUAUCGAAGCUUCCAGUGACCUGCAGUGGUCUUUUAAUUACAAUGCGAAUGAUGCCAGUAAGAGAGCUUCCUGAGGCAUUAUGACAACACUGACAAGGGCAUGGUCAUGGCUGUCUCUUCUGCAGCGGCCCUUCACGCGCAGCUGCCCCAGAGCAGCAGCGACCUGCAGACUCCCCCUCACACACCACACCGCAGCCGUAGUCGGCGUCCUGCAGCACCGCCAGAGGUACGAGCCGUACUCCAGGGCGUUUACGCUUUCCGCGUGCAGACUGAAGGGCACUGAUGACUUCAGCAGCGGAUACCCAGAGGAGGAAGAAGACGAGGAUGAAGAGCUCCCGGAGGACCGUGAGGUAGAAGAGCUGUUUCAGCAGCAGGGUUCUGCAGGGGUCGGAGAGGGACAUCACAGGGUGUUCAUCGUCCACCCGGAUGUGAAGUGGGGGAGCAGGAAGCAGCAUCUGACCACCGCUGAGCUGAUGAUGGCUGAAGCUGUGGGGCUUGUGAAAACUUUGAACAACUGGAUAGUGGUGGACAACAUCAUCCUCUCCACCAAGACACCAGAGAAGAAGAGGAUAUUUGGCAAAGGGAACUUCCAGUAUCUCACAGAGAAAAUCAGGCAAACAGCAGGAAUCACUGCGGUGUUUGUGAAUGUGGAGCGUCUGUCCCCUCUGUCUGAGAGGGAGUUUGAAGAAGCCUGGGGGGUGAAAGUCUUUGACAGAUACUCAGUGGUCCUCCACAUUUUCCGCUGCAAUGCCAGAACCAAAGAGGCCAAGUUACAGAUCUCCCUUGCAGAGAUCCCCUUGUUAAGAUCACGUCUAAGAAAUGAAAUUGCGAACUUGGAUCAGCAGGGAGGAGGAACAAGAUACAUCGGUGGCUCAGGUGAGACGCUGUACGAGGUCCAGCAGCGGCUGCUGAAAGAGCGCGAGAUGAAAAUUCGCUCAGCUUUGGAGAAACUUCGUAAAAAGAGGCAGCUCCUGCGAUCUCAGCGUAAACACAGAGAGUUCCCCGUUGUGUCUGUGUUGGGCUAUACCAACUGUGGAAAAACUACUUUGAUCAAAGCAUUAACCGGCGACACCAGUCUCCAGCCCAGGAACCAGCUUUUCGCCACCCUGGAUGUGACCGUCCAUGCCGGCCAGCUGCCCAGCCACAUGACUGUGCUGUAUGUGGACACCAUCGGCUUUUUAUCCCAGCUCCCCCAUCGGCUCAUUGACUCCUUCUCCGCCACCCUGGAAGAUAUCAAACAUUCAGAUCUUUUGGUACAUGUCAGAGACAUAAGCCAUCCAGAGACGGUGAAUCAGAAGGUCAACGUUCUGAAUGUCCUGAAAAACCUGCAAAUUCCUGACAGGCUGAUGAGCUCAAUCAUAGAGGUCCACAACAAAACUGACCUCAUUGACAAUUAUCAGUCCACGGAGCCGGGCGCGCUGCCCACAUCUGCAACGGAAGUGCGAGGCCUGGACGAGCUUAAGAAAGCAGUGGAGGAGGAGCUCGUACGGUCGACUGGAAAACAAACUUUAGAUCUGGAAGUUAACCUCAGCACUCCUCAGUUAAGCUGGCUGUACAAAGAAGCGACCGUCCAGGAUGUGCAGGUGAACGCAGACGAAGGCUCGGCAGUUGUCAAGGUCAUCAUCAGCACUGCUGCUUACGGCCGCUACAAGAAACUGUUCGGAAGCAGAUGAGGAAGGACGGAGGGGAGUCAUCCUUCCUGCUGUGUGAUGGCAGGAACAAAUAAAGACUGAAAGACAACUUAAGAAAAACCUGUAUUUACUGAACAGUAUAUAGAAUAUAUCUGAUGGUACAUAUUUGUAAGAGAAUAAGAUAUUUUCUUGUAAACAUACUGACUGCACAAAAGAGAUAAAGAGAUAAAACACACAGAAUGUGCAACAUAAAGAAAAAAUAAACAUAAAUUUCAAUGAA
Messenger RNA from Melanotaenia boesemani (Boeseman's rainbowfish), 2103 nucleotides. It is a transcript of the gene gtpbp6, whose product is annotated as GTP binding protein 6 (putative). Gene Ontology annotation, cellular component: cytoplasm. The record is from RefSeq and is a predicted model, not a curated record. The transcript is spliced from 10 exons. Gene Ontology annotation, molecular function: ribosome binding; GTP binding. Bases 273 to 1865 code for a protein of 530 amino acids. Lineage: Eukaryota; Metazoa; Chordata; Actinopteri; Atheriniformes; Melanotaeniidae.